GGACGGGAUACUGGGAGAGCCGGAAGAGUCGCACGGAUAGAUAAGAGGGAACGCGAGCUGAUCCACAGACGCUUCUCCAUCGAAGCUACAGCUGCGACAGGACCAUAUCCUACCGGAGGAGUUUUAACACUCAAUUGUUCGGAGCUAGCUUUGUAGCAAACGUGUGUGUGGCAUACGGCUCACAAACAUGUGGAAGGCAGCAGCUGGACAGUCAGUCAAUGUGUCUGUAGACGAUGGAGGCGAUGACUGGGAGACUGACCCCGACUUUGAGAAUGAUGUGUCUGAGAAGGAGCAGCGCUGGGGAGCCAAGACAGUGGCUGGCUCAGGCCAUCAGGAGCACAUAGAUAUACACCGUCUGCGUGAGACUGUUUCUACGGAGCAUACCAAGCUGAAGCAGAAGGAGUUGGAGAACAUGCCCAAAGCCUCGCAUGGCUAUGGAGGAAAAUUUGGAGUGCAGCAAGAUCGAAUGGACAAGUCUGCUGUUGGACAUGACUACCAGAGCAAACUGUCCAAGCACUGCUCCCAGGUUGAUACCUCUAAGGGCUUUGGAGGAAAGUUUGGAGUGCAGGCUGACCGUGUUGACCAGUCAGCUGUUGGGUUUGAGUAUGCUGGAAAGACGGAGAAGCACGCGUCACAGAAAGACUACACCACAGGGUUUGGGGGGCGAUAUGGAGUGCAGGCUGAUCGAGUCGACCAGAGUGCCGUGGGCUUCGAUUACCAAGGCAAAACCGAGAAACACGAGUCCCAGAAAGAUUAUGCCAAGGGCUUCGGAGGCAAGUUUGGCGUUGAGACGGACAAGGUGGACAAGAGUGCCGUGGGCUUCGAGUAUCAAGGCAAAACAGAGAGGCACGAAUCCCAGAAAGACUACGUGAAGGGCUUUGGGGGCAAAUUCGGUGUGCAGACUGACAGACAGGACAAAUCGGCGCUGGGAUGGGACCACCAGGAGAAACUGCAGCUCCACGAGUCCCAGAAAGACUAUAAGCGUGGGUUUGGAGGGAAGUAUGGGGUAGAGGUGGAGAGGCAGGACCAGUGUGCCCUGGGCUAUGAGCACAAGGAGAACCUGGCCAAGCACGAGUCCCAAAAAGAUUAUUCUAAAGGCUUUGGAGGGAAGUUUGGUGUCCAGAAUGAUCGCAUGGAUAAGAGCGCGAGCACAUUCGAGGAUGUGGAGAAGCCGACUCCAGCUUACCAGAAAACCAAACCUGUGGAGGCUGGUGCCAGCAGCACAGGAAGCAUCAAGGCCCGCUUUGAGAACAUCGCCAAGCAGAAGGAGGAGGAGGACAGAAAGAGGGCCGAGGAGGAGCGGCUGCGUCGUCAGGCCAAGGAGCAGCAAGAGCAGGAGGCAGCACGCCGCCAAAUUGAAGAGUCCGCCAAAGCCCCGUCUCCUGUCCCUGCUGCAAGUCCCAGUCCUACCCCAAGCCCGACUCCAGCGGCUCAACCAGUUAGAAGCUACGGGAACACCGAGGAGGAUGAGGCCUACGACACCGCUGAGAAUGGAGGGCAGCUGUAUGAGGCAGAGCCACAGAGCCACUACACACCGCAAGAUGAUCUGUACCAGACCCCUGAGGAGCCUGCAGCAGAAGACACGCAGCAGUACGACUACGGGGAGGACCUUGGGGUGACAGCUGUGGCUCUAUAUGAUUAUCAAGCAGCGGGUGACGACGAAAUUUCGUUUGACCCCGACGACAUCAUCACCAACAUUGAGAUGAUCGACGAGGGCUGGUGGCGAGGCGUGUGCAGAGGUGCUUACGGCCUUUUCCCAGCCAACUAUGUGGAGGUUCGGCAGUGAUGACGACGAUGACCCGUCUCCCCAUGCUUUUGCAAAAAAAGGGGAGGGAGACGUUUUCAGAUACUGUCCUUCUCACACCUGGGUCUUUUUUUUUUUUUUACUUUUUCCUUCCUCUCUUCGCCUCAUCUUAGUGUUCCGACACAGCGCUAGAUGUCUGAGCUCCUCACAGCUUUUCUUUUGCUGCCUUCUCCUUCCCUCCUGUCUAUUCAGUUAUUUUUAAAUCGGAAACAAAAUGGAGAACCGGUUAUCUGACCGAAUACUCGGCUUAACACGGCACAAAGCUUUGCACCUCUGUUUAGCAGUAGUUAAAGCUACAAGAUGCAACCAAUAGUUUAUUUGGAGACUGAGUUGAUUUCACUUCUUAACACCGGUCAUGCAGUCCCAGCUUGCAUUUUGCAGCUUUAAAUAUUUUUAUUCAUGUUCGGCUUCACAAGGUGUUGAUCAGGCAUUGUUGCUUCUCCGCACGUCAGAGAAUAAUUAUUGGGUACGUUUCAUUAAGCAGAUUUUCCCCCCCCUCCUCUGCCGUCCUGUGGCCUGCAGAUGGUUCCCCCUCCAUCAACAUCUUCCAGCCUUAAAAGCAGCUGGAGGGAGUUGGUGUGAGGAAAUGCAGUGAUUGCUUCCACACUUUUUCACGCCAGGAAAAAACGUUAGCAUCAUGAAGAGUACCCUCAGUCUCACCAAAGACCAGAGAAAUGACUAAAUCGAGCUUAAAACGUCUGAAACGAUGUGCACAGAGCUCAGGGUGCUCACUGUGUAGUAGCUCAACCUUAAUUUAAGCAGGAGAAGAUUGAAGUGAAACAAAUCUCCCUUCCUCUUUGGAUUAUCAUGUAUAUUAAUGGUUAUAUUCUGUCCAGUCCAAUGACCAAAAUGCCGACGAUCCCAUUUGCUUCUUGGUCAGUGUUUGUAAAGUUUGCGGUGUUGCACAGGAGUCCAAACCCCGCUUCCAACUGUAACUGUGCAAGCUGAUGAAAUCUGAGGAUGGUUUAGAGCUUCGUGUAGUUCGAAUAAGUGUUUUUGUGUCUGUUGGAGAAAACUUACCUUUAUUAAGUUGUUCUCAGAAUCACAGGGCCAACGACACCAGAGAUUCAUUUGUGCUACUUUGGUGAAUCACCAGAUAAAGACAUAGUGUUAUUUGAAUUCUAUUCUGCAGUGCUGAAUCAUAGACUUCAUGCUUUGAAUCAUGUACAUAGAGCUCAUACUUUAUAAUGCUUGAAAGAAGUCCUGGAUAUAAAAGCAGGGUUUUUGUUCCGUCACUGUGUUCUUCUGUGGAGGUGGACAGGACUUUUAUAGGGUUUCCUUUCUUGUCACUGGGAAUGCUUGGAGGUUUUUGUGUCAUGUUGAUAUACGUGUGAAGCUUGGUGAUGACUGCUCUGGAGCCUAACUGACAUCCUUCGCUAUGACCCAGCGGUGUGUGCGACCUCUCGUCGGCAGUGACGAUGACUGUGGAAAUGUAUCCAGCUGAUGUUGAGGGACAGUGCUUCAGUCUGUUCUCCAAACAUGAAUAAUUCCCAACAGGCAGCAGGCUGGACAAACUGCUCGUCUGUGGAGUGCAGUAGUGUAGCUUACACAGGUGUGUGCGUGCGUGUGAGAGUUUCUUCGUUUAUUCAUCUUCGGGGUUUUAUAAUUAAAAAAAAAAGUGACCUUUUUAAAUGUAUUAUCUGUACCUCUGUUUGCUUGAGUCACAUUAUUACCUGCUUGUUCUUUUUAUUUUUUAGUUUCAAUAAAUAAACUUAAAUAAGCUUGUU
Molecule: messenger RNA, 3531 nt
Organism: Oreochromis aureus
Lineage: Eukaryota; Metazoa; Chordata; Actinopteri; Cichliformes; Cichlidae
Product: src substrate cortactin
Exons: 16
Coding region: 188-1786 (532 amino acids)
Biological process (GO): regulation of actin filament polymerization
Cellular component (GO): focal adhesion; actin filament; cortical actin cytoskeleton
Molecular function (GO): actin filament binding
Source: RefSeq, a predicted model, not a curated record